Molecule: messenger RNA, 6105 nt
Organism: Durotheca rogersii
Lineage: Eukaryota; Fungi; Ascomycota; Sordariomycetes; Xylariales; Xylariaceae
Exons: 3
Coding region: 200-5797 (1865 amino acids)
Biological process (GO): long-chain fatty acid biosynthetic process
Cellular component (GO): fatty acid synthase complex
Molecular function (GO): holo-[acyl-carrier-protein] synthase activity; 3-oxoacyl-[acyl-carrier-protein] synthase activity; magnesium ion binding
Source: RefSeq, a predicted model, not a curated record
GUGAGGUCAAGCUGAAGGUCGACUGACACGAAGAGGAAGAGUGCAUCACGAACGAUCGACUACGCUCAUUUCUUCUCCAUAGUCGAGAACCCCCGCCGCACAGACAAGCUGGAGAUACCCGUUGGUUCUAUCGACGCCUCGCUCCUCAAUCUCGGUCCAUCCUGCCUCCCUCCCCCCUUAUCCCGACACUGCCGCCAAGAUGCGUCCCGAAGUCGAGCAGGAACUUGCCCACACCUUGCUCGUCGAGCUUCUCGCGUACCAAUUUGCCUCUCCGGUACGAUGGAUCGAAACACAAGACGUCUUUCUUGGCGAGAAAACAGCCGAGCGCAUUGUCGAAGUCGGCCCGGCAGAUACCCUGGGUGGGAUGGCAAAAAAGACGUUGGCAUCUAAAUACGAAGCCUUUGACGCUGCCAAAUCGAUUCAACGGCAGAUUUUAUGCUAUAACAAGGAUGCGAAAGAAAUCUACUACGACGUAGACCCCGCCGAGGACGAGCCAGAACCCACCGCCAAUGCUCCGGAACCUCCGUCAGGCUCGUCGGCAGCACCAGCAGUAGCCGCUGCUCCCGCUGCUGUUGCUUCCGCACCCGCGCCUAGUGCCGGCCCCGCUGCCGCCGUCGACGAUGCUCCCGUGUCUGCGCUCGAGAUUGUCAGGGCCUUAAUUGCGCAGAAGCUGAAGAAGCCGUUCUUGGAAGUCCCUCUAAGCAAGGCGAUCAAGGACCUCGUCGGAGGAAAAUCUACUCUUCAGAACGAGAUACUCGGUGAUUUGGGGAAGGAGUUUGGCUCAACCCCCGAGAAGCCUGAGGAUACUCCCAUCGACGAGCUCUCGGCGUUAAUGCAAACUACAUUUAACGGCCAGCUCGGGAAGCAGUCACAGUCGCUCAUCGCGCGUUUGAUCUCCUCGAAAAUGCCUGGCGGAUUCAACAUGACAUCAGCACGCAAGUAUCUGGAGACCAGAUGGGGCCUCGGCCCUGGGAGACAGGACGGGGCUCUCAUACUAGCCCUCACUAUGGAGCCUCCGUCUCGCCUGGGCUCCGAGAACGACGCCAAGGCAUACCUAGACGAUGUUACGCGGAAGUACGCUUCCAACGCCGGAAUCAGCCUGUCUACCGCUACCACCGCCGGCCCGGCCGCCGGCGGGUCUGGCGGUAUGAUGAUGGACCCUGCCGCUAUCGAUGCCCUCACGAAGGACCAACGUGCUCUAUUUAAGCAGCAGCUGGAGCUGUUAGCGAGAUACCUGAAAAUGGACCUCCGAGCCGGCGACAAAGCUGCCCAGACAUCACAAGAGUCUCAACAAGUGCUGCAGGCGCAGCUUGAUCUUUGGACCUCCGAGCACGGUGAUUUCUACGCGGCCGGAAUUGAGCCGAUUUUUAGCCCGUUAAAAGCUCGCACGUACGACUCUUCGUGGAACUGGGCACGUCAAGAUGCCCUUAGCAUGUUUUACGACGUCAUCUUCGGGCGACUACAAGCUGUCGAUCGAGAAAUCGUCAGCCAGUGCAUCCGCAUUAUGAGCAAAUCGAAUCCGCUGCUGCUCGAGUUCAUGCAGUAUCAUAUCGACAACUGCCCGACGGAGCGCGGGGAGACAUAUAAGCUCGCUAAGGAGCUGGGUCAACAGCUGAUCGAGAAUUGCAAAGAUGUCCUGAACGUUCCUCCAGUCUACAAGGAUGUGGCUAUUCCGACGGGGCCCCAUACUUCAAUCGAUGUUCGUGGUAAUCUGAAUUACCAAGAGGUUCCGCGGCAGAGCUGUCGAAAACUUGAGCAUUAUGUCCAGCAGAUGGCGGAGGGCGGCAAGAUAUCCGAGUACGGCAACAGGACGAAGGUACAAAACGACCUCGGACGCCUUGUGAAGCUUAUCAAGGAGCAACACAAGAUGUCUAAAACCGCAAAGCUUGAAUUUAAAAACCUCUACGGAAACGUACUUCGUUCCCUCGCCAUGAAUGAGAGCCAGAUAGUACCCAAAGACGGCGGGAAAGCGAAUGGCUUCGCCAAGAAACCUUCCUUGAAGGCCAACGGCCAGAGCAACAAGGGCAAGAUGGAAACCAUCCCGUUCUUGCAUCUCAAACGUCACAACUUACACGGAUGGGAGUACAGCAAACGACUCACCGGUAUUUAUCUAGACUGCCUAGAAGAGGCCGCAAAGUCUGGUGUCACUUACCAGGACAAAUAUGUGCUCAUGACCGGUGCCGGCGCCGGUUCUAUCGGUGCCGAAGUUCUCCAAGGGUUAAUUAGCGGAGGUGCCAGGGUCAUCGUAACCACCAGUCGAUUCUCGCGGCAGGUGACCGAAUAUUAUCAGUCCAUGUACGCAAGAUACGGUGCCCGCGGGUCCCAGCUUAUCGUCGUCCCCUUCAACCAAGGCAGUAAGAAAGACGUGGAAGACCUCGUAUCUUACAUCUACGACCCUAAGAGUGGAUUGGGGUGGGAUCUAGACUAUAUUGUGCCGUUUGCGGCCAUUUCUGAGACUGGCCGGCAGAUCGAUGGCAUUGAUUCGAAGUCUGAACUCGCUCACCGCAUCAUGUUGACAAAUCUAGUCCGUCUUUUGGGCUAUGUCAAGGCACAGAAGUCGAGCCGCGGCUUCGAGACUCGCCCUGCUCAAGUUGUGUUGCCGUUGUCUCCCAACCACGGCACAUUCGGUAGCGAUGGCCUCUAUUCGGAGUCGAAGCUCGGCCUCGAGACCCUUUUCAACCGCUGGCACUCCGAGGAUUGGGCCAACUAUCUCACCAUCUGUGGCGCCGUCAUCGGCUGGACCCGCGGCACUGGUCUCAUGUCUGGCAACAACAUUGUCGCCGAAGGUGUCGAGCAAUUUGGAGUACGCACAUUCUCUCAGCAAGAGAUGGCUUUCAACCUUCUUGGGUUGAUGUCGCCUGCGAUCGUGGAUCUCUGCCAGACUGAGCCCGUAUUUGCCGACCUGAACGGCGGUCUGCAGCUCAUCCCCAACCUGAACGAUACCAUGACGCGAUUGCGCAAGGACAUCAUGGAGACUAGCGAAGUCCGCCGAGCUGUCACCAAAGAGACCGCAAUCGAGAACAAGAUAAUCAACGGCGAGAACUCGGAAGCCCUAUACAGGAAGAAGCUCAUUGAGCCGCGCGCCAACAUCAAAUUUGACUUCCCCCCUCUUCCAGACUGGCAGAAAGAGGUCGAACCGCUUAACGACGGCCUUAAAGGCAUGGUUGAUUUGGAGAAGGUGGUGGUGGUCACCGGGUUUGCCGAAAUAGGACCCUGGGGAAAUUCGAGGACGCGUUGGGAGAUGGAAGCGUACGGCGAGUUCUCAAUCGAAGGGUGCGUCGAGAUGGCGUGGAUCAUGGGGCUUAUCAAGAACCACAAUGGCCCUCUCAAAGGGCAACCCUACUCAGGUUGGGUCGACGCUAAGACCGAGGAGCCGGUCGAGGAUAAGGAUAUCAAGCAUAGGUAUGAAAAGCAUAUCCUGGAACACUCGGGCAUUCGUCUCAUCGAGCCGGAGCUCUUUGACGGGUACGACCCCAACAAGAAGAUGAUGUUGCACGAGAUUCAGCUCGAGGAAGAUCUCGAGCCCUUUGAGGGAUCGAAGGAGACGGCCGAAGAGUUCAAGAGACAGCACGGCGAUAAAUGCGAAAUCUUCGAGAUUCCAGAGACCGGCGAGUACACCAUCCGCCUCCGUAGAGGUGCGACUCUAUGGAUUCCCAAGGCCCUCCGGUUCGACCGUCUCGUCGCCGGACAGAUCCCCACCGGUUGGGAUGCCAAGAAGUACGGUGUUCCCGACGACAUCAUUUCUCAAGUCGAUCGCGUCACGCUCUAUGUCCUCGUUGCCGUUGCCGAAGCUCUCCUGGCCUCCGGCAUCACCGACCCGUACGAGUUUUACAAGUACGUUCACGUAUCCGAAGUGGGCAACUGUAUCGGUUCUGGCCAGGGUGGUAUGAAUGCGCUAAACGGGAUGUAUACCAAGCGUAAGAUGGACCAUGAUAUCCAGAAAGACAUUUUACAGGAGUCUUUCAUCAAUACCAUGUCUGCCUGGGUUAACAUGCUCUUGUUGUCCUCCUCUGGCCCUAUCAAAACUCCUGUCGGGGCCUGUGCCACGGCCGUAGAAUCUAUCGAUAGUGGUUAUGAGGCCAUCAUGGAAGGCAAGGCACGCAUAUGCCUCGUGGGCGGCUUCGACGAUUUCGGCGAGGAGGGUUCGUACGAGUUUGCCAACAUGAAGGCAACGAGCAACAGCGCAGAUGAAUUUGCCCACGGUCGUACACCUCAAGAGAUGUCGCGCCCGACGACGACGACGAGAAGCGGAUUCGUGGAAUCACAGGGUUGCGGUAUACAGAUCAUCAUGACCGCUAGGCUAGCGCUCGAUAUGGGUGUGCCGAUCUAUGGCGUUGUCGCUCUCACUACUACUGCUAGUGACAAGAUCGGACGAUCGGUACCAGCACCUGGCCAGGGCUUGUUAACUACUGCUCGGGAGGCGCCCAGCAAAUUCCCAUCGCCUCUGCUUGACCUCAAAUACCGCCGCCGACAGAUUGAGCUACGGAAGAGACAGAUUCGCAAUUGGAAAGAAUCCGAACUAGAAUAUCUAUACGAGGAGGCAGCAGCUAUGCAAGCCCAAGGCCACAAAUUUAACGAGGAGGAAUACACCCAAGCUCGUGCUAUCCAUAUUGAGAAGGAGGCUGCACGACAGGAGAAGGAGGCCUUGCGAAGCCUCGGGAACAACUUCUGGAAGCAAGACAACUCCAUCGCCCCCCUCCGGGGCUCCCUUGCGACGUGGGGCCUCACAAUCGACGACCUCGAUGUCGCUUCCUUCCACGGCACCUCCACCAAGGCCAACGACAAGAAUGAAUCCUCGGUCGUCUGCCAGCAGCUACGGCACCUUGGCCGAAAGAAGGGCAACGCUCUUAUGGGUAUCUUCCAAAAAUAUCUCACAGGCCACCCUAAGGGCGCUGCCGGCGCUUGGAUGUUUAACGGCUGCUUGCAAGUCCUGAACAGUGGUCUCGUCCCCGGUAACCGCAACGCCGACAACGUUGACCAAGAUAUGGAGAAGUUCGACCUAAUCGUAUACCCUAGCCGAAGCAUCCAGACCGACGGUGUGAAGGCUUUCUCGGUCACCUCUUUCGGGUUUGGUCAAAAGGGCGUCCAGGUCGUUGGUGUUCAUCCUAGAUACCUGUAUGCUGUGCUCGAUAAGGAGACAUAUGCCGCAUAUUGCACCAAGGUGACUGCCCGUCAGAAGAAGGCUUACCGCUACAUGCACAAUGGUAUGAUCAACAAUACCAUCUUCCGAGCGAAGGACCACGCGCCAUACUCUGAAGAUCAGCUCUCUUCGGUGCUGUUGAACCCGGAUGCCAGAGUAACGGAGGACAAGACUGCCGCGCUAACCUACGCUGCCGACUUCGCGGCCCAAGCUGCUGAGCCCCAUGCGAAGAAGGCCAGAUCCACGAAGGAAAUGGUGGAAAGCUUAGCCCAAAGUCUACAGACCGGCAAGAAUAAUAAGAUUGGAGUCGACGUCGAGGACAUAGCCGCCAUCAACAUCGACAAUCCGACCUUUAUCGAACGUAAUUUCACGGAGAAGGAGAUUGCAUAUUGCCAAAGGACUCCCAGCCCGCAGAGUUCCUUUGCCGGGCGCUGGAGCGCGAAAGAGGCCAUCUUCAAGAGCCUUGGCGUCCAAAGUAAGGGCGCCGGCGCAGCCUUGAAGGAGAUUGAGAUUCUUCCUAACGAGAACGGCGCUCCUAUCGUUACUCUUCACGGUGACGCGCAAGAUGCCGCGAAAAAGGCAGGUGUGAAAGAGAUCAGCGUCUCCAUCUCGCAUUCAGAGACGCAGUCUAUCGCCAUCGCCGUCACGACAUUUUAAAGGUCAUUAGCGCACCCCUAUAUUAUUCUCCCCUCCUCGCUUCACCGAGAGCAGGGACAAAAAAGAUAAAACCUAGUCACAAGCCAUGCCGCGUUUCUCUCCGCGGUUUUGGAGGUUUCGUCGCCCGUGGCACUUGACGGAUAUUUCCUUCAAAUACACCCCUGCCAAUAAUGAAGGCCUCUUAAGGAAGGAGACUGUGGCGUCUAUCAACGGCAGCAAUUACACCUAAGAGGAGGCAACGCGGACGAAGAGAGAUGCAAGCAGGCGUUCUUUUUUUUCGGGACGUAUUUACCUACGACGAAUAUUGU